AUGAGAUUAAUAUUUGUUGAUAAUUGGAAUUUAAUUGGACCUGAACUUGAAAAACAUGGUAGUCCAACAAUAUCACGAUGGUUUUUAGUAAUUAUAGUUUUUAUUGGUAAUCGUAUUGUUACUAAUGUACUUGUUGGAAUAAUGAUUGAAAGUGUAUCAUCUGUAAAUGAUGAUUAUAUGAAAGAAAAACGCGAAAAAAAAAUUUUACGUAAUCAACAAAAACGUGAAGAGUUAAACAGACGUACAAUCCAAGUAUUGAAUACACGUUUUUCAGAUACAACUAAUAAAAUAAAUACAACAGAGAAUACAAUAGAACAAAUUAAAGCAAAAGUAAAAUUAAUUCAUAAUGAAAUCAUUAGACCAAAAGAUUUUAUAUUUUCUGUUGAUUGGUUAGAAAAAUUAAUUGCAUGCAGUGAAAAAUCUCAUAUUGAAGCUAAAUCAGUUCGUCAUCUAUUCAUUCAUAUUAUUCAAUCAUUAUCUGAUAUUAUUGAUGAAAAUGAUAGUUCAAUAAAACAACAUCAUAUUUAA
Messenger RNA from Adineta steineri, 528 nucleotides. The record is from the annotation of a GenBank genome assembly. NCBI's taxonomy places the organism in Eukaryota, Metazoa, Rotifera, Eurotatoria, Adinetida, Adinetidae.